Molecule: messenger RNA, 879 nt
Organism: Hevea brasiliensis (rubber tree)
Lineage: Eukaryota; Viridiplantae; Streptophyta; Magnoliopsida; Malpighiales; Euphorbiaceae
Product: receptor-like protein 9DC3
Exons: 2
Coding region: 1-879 (292 amino acids)
Molecular function (GO): protein binding
Source: RefSeq, a predicted model, not a curated record
AUGACUUUUGAGAAGCUUGUUCAAAAUCUAUCCAAGUUGAGAGAAGUCAACUUGAAUGGUGUAAACAUGUCUUUAGUUGCACCUAGUUCCUUGAUGAAUUUGUCAUCUUCUUUGGCAUCUCUCAAACUCGAGUACUGUGGUCUGCAAGGAAAAAUCCUAGACAACGUAUUUCAACAACCAAACCUCCAGUUGCUCGAUUUAUUGGGAAAUGAAGGUCUCAAUGGUUCCUUACCUAGGCAUAAUUGGAAUAAUUCUCUCCAGUCCUUGUCUCUUUCUAGAACAAAGAUUCAAAUACAUUUAGAACACGACUUUAUCAGUAAUUUAAAGUCUGUGGAAACUUUGGAUCUCAGUGCCUGCAACUUUGAAGGUUCAAAUUUGGAAUUGUUUGAUAAGUUGACCCAACUCAUUGAGUUGCGCCUCUCUCAUAAUAAUUUCAGUGGUCAAAUUCCAUCUUCACUUGAAAAUCUUAAGAAACUCUUGGAAUUAGACCUAUUUCAUAACAAUUUCAAUGAUCUUGGCAACAAUCGUAUAGAUGGCACAUGUCCUCAUUUUCUGGAAACUCUUCCUGAGUUGCAAGUUCUAGUGCUCCAAUCCAAUGAACUCCAUGGUAUGGUGAAAGGAUCCUCUACCAAUUACUCGUUCUCAAAGCUACAAAUUUUUGACCUCUCCAAUAACAUGCUUAGUGGGCCUUUACCUGCAGAGUAUUUCAAUAAUUUCAAAGCAAUGAUGAAUGUUGAUGUGAAAAUGAAAUACAUGGGUUCACCAAAUUAUAAUUAUGAUUAUUCAGCGAGUCUGACACUCAAAGGAUUGAAGAUUGAAUUGGUGAAAAUUCAAACACUUCUCACAACCAUUGAUUUGUCAAGAAACAAACUACGAUAA